Messenger RNA from Macrosiphum euphorbiae (potato aphid), 1551 nucleotides. The record is from the annotation of a GenBank genome assembly. Lineage: Eukaryota; Metazoa; Arthropoda; Insecta; Hemiptera; Aphididae.
AUGAAACACGUAUUUUUUCAAAUACAAAAUGAGCAAUGUCAUACUCCAGGGCUAGGAUGUUCGUUUAUGAAUGUUGAACUAAUAAACGAAAUUACAAAAGGUUUUGCUACAAAAUGGAUUUUUAAAUGUAAAAUGUGUAACCUAUUGACUACACUGGAAUCGGAAAACAACGAUCUAAACUAUAUACCGAUUAACAAAGCAAUUGUUAAUGGCACGUAUGCAAUUGGUAUAGGAUACACACAACUAGCUGAAUUUUCGGCAAGUUUAGAUGUUCCAUGUAUGGCCCCCUCGACAUAUAUAAAAUAUAGUGAGGAAAUAAGUAUGCAUAUGGAAACUACAGCAUGGAGUGUUAUGGAACUCGCUGGUAUAGAAGAAAAAAAGUUGGCUUUUGAGGCAGGUGAUAUAGAUAGUGAUGGUAUACCUAUGUGCCCUGUUGUUGCUGAUGGCCAAUGGAGUAAGCGCAGCUACAAGACGAAAUACGACGCAUUUUCAGGAGCGGCCACUAUAAUUGGAUUUCGGACGAAAAAAAUAUUAUUUAUUGGAAUAAGAAAUCGGUACUGUGUGAUUUGCGAAAGAGCGAAAACCAUCGGUAAAUCUCCCAUGACCCUCAAGUGCUUUUUAAAUUGGAAGAAUGGUGCUACCAGCAUAGAAGCCGAUGCUAUAGCAGAAGGAUUUUUAUGCAGCGUUAAAAUGCACGGUUUAAAAUUUAAACAGUUAAUUGGAGACGGAGAUAGUAGUGUUUGUAAAAGAUUAAAUGAAGUUAUGCCGUAUGGACCUACAUUUUUAAUUGAGAAAAUUGAAUGUAGAAAUCACAUACUUCGUAAUUAUGGACAAAAAAUAAUGCAUUUAACAAGGAAAACUGAGUACCCGGGUUUUAUACGAAAAUUUAUAUCAAAGAAUGUACUAAGAUUUCGGACAGCUAUAACAAAAGCAAUAAAGUAUAGAAAUCGAAUUGAUGAAUCACAUUAUAACAAAAUUGAAGGAUUACGUAAUGAUAUUUUAAAUAGCCAAUAUCACAUUUUUGGUCAACACUCCAAGUGUGACAAAUAUUUUUGCACGGGAAAAAAAAUUGGAGAGCAAAAUAUUGUAUCAGAAGUCAUAAAAUGCGGGUUAAUGACUGAAAUGUCCACUGCUCUUCGUCGUGUAGUUAAUAAUUCUAAAAGCUUGUUACUUGACGUGGAUAAUAAUAUCUGCGAGCAAUUCAACAGCCUAAUCAACAAACACAUCGCGGGAAAGAGAAUUAAUUUUUCUCAAAAGCAAUCAUAUACUACUCGAGUUUAUGCAGCUGUGGUAGCUUUUAACUCAAAUGGUAAUUUGAUAAGAGAAAUCCACAAAAAUAUCACUAACAAAAGUCCAGGAAUCGUUGCUAAAAAAUAUUUAAAGUAUACUGCAGAUAAAAGAAAAAAUUUAAAAACACGCCGAGCUCUAUUUCGAGCAUCUGGAAUGUACAAAAAAAAAAAUAUGUCCAAUGGUCCAGAUGAAAAUUAUGGACUAGCUCAACCUUUAGAUAAUUUAUUACCUACUGACGAGUUGAAAAAUAAAAAAAUUUAA